CACUGCGUAAAAGUCUUCGGACCGUCCGUUGCCACGAGCUGUCGACUUCAAAUGGAUUAUGAAACUAAGGUUUUCCCUCACACCGGCGGCUAUGGGCGCUAUAACCGAAUCGUGGUCGUGUUCAGCUGGUUCCCCAGUUUCGCCGUCACGCUGAAUCUGUUCAGCGACGUGUUUUACACACUCAUCCCGGACUGGUACCACUGCAAGCCAGACCCGACGCUGCUGCCCUCCGCGUUCCUUCUAAGCAACUUCUCCACACAAGGAUACCUCAACCUCACCAUCCCCUGGGUGAACGGCUCCGGUCGGAGCCACUGUGAACUUUAUAAGUACCCCCCCAACUCCUCGGACCUCUCCGAGAACGUGCCCAGAGAGAGGGUGCCCUGCACCACAGGGUGGGAGUACUCUCAUGUAGCGGGCCUCCAGAGCAACUUUGUCACUGAGUGGAACCUGGUCUGCAGUGACUACUGGAAAAUCCCCGUGCAGCAUAUCUGUUUCAUGACUGGAUGGAUUCUGGGAUACAUAUUUCUAGGCACCCUGUGUGACUGGUUGGGUCGUCGGCGAGGUUUCCUCCUGUCCGUCAGUCUGUCCAGUCUGUUGGGUGUAGUUCUGUUUUUGUCCAGGAGUGUGGUGGUGUUUCUGCUGCUGCGUCUGUCUCAAGGCGCCUCGCUCGCUGGGCUGUUUGUGUCCUCCUACAUCGCCCGGUUGGAGCUGUGCGACCCUCCCCAUCGUCUGAUGGUUGCUAUGGUCAGUGGUUUCUUCGGCGUGCUGGCAGAACUGCUGUUGCCAGGCAUUGCGGUUCUGUCCCGCGAUUGGCCCGUCCUCCAGGCGGUGGCCACUUUGCCUUUAGUCCUUCUGCUGUCCUAUUGGUGCUGUGCAUCGGUAUUUCCAGAGUCUCCUCGCUGGCUGCUGGCCACAGUUCAGAUUCCUCAAGCGAAGAGGAGCCUUCAGCAGUUCUCUAAAAGAAAUUGUGUUUUUCUACAAGACGACCUCUACCCUGGCGAGACCCUGCUGUCAGGUACACACACACACCUCUAGGAUUUCUCUGCAGGCGUGUACAGUUUUCUCCUGGUUGUUGGAGCACAGGCGCUAAACCUUAAACGAUUUGAGGUACCCGCUUUCAACCUGAUUAUUUUAUUUUUUCCUUUGCCAUCCAGAUUCAUUGGAACAGGCAUCCAGUACUGCUUCACCAAAAACCUGCACACUUUCUCCAACAAGUUCUACUUCAGCUACUUCCUCCGGGUGGUAACUGGAGCGCUCGCUUGCAUCUUCCUGUGUUUGUCCAUCAAUCACUUUGGCCGACGUGGCAUGCUUCUCCUCUCUGCCAUCAUCACUGGACUGUCUUCACUCCUGCUGCUGGCCCUUACACCAUACCUGCAGGGUGGCCUGGUGCUGGUGCUCUCUGUUGUGGGUUUGUUGUUCUCUCAGGCUCUCGCCAUGCUCAGUGCAUUCUUCGCCUGUGAGGUGAUGCCAACUGUAGUUCGAGGUGGCUGCCUUGGCCUGGUGCUGGCAUUGGGUUGCGUUGGCAGGGCCGCCUCCUCCCUGAUGGAGCUCCAGAACAAUGGUGGCUAUUUCCUCCAUCAUGUUGUCUUUGCCUCCUUCGCUGUCCUCUCCGUCCUCUGCAUAAUGCUCCUACCUGAAAGCAAACGGAAACCGCUCCCAGAUUCCAUGAAGGACGGCGAGAACCAGAGGCGACCACCCCUCUUCCUGUCGCAGCCCACCAGAGACAGCCUCCCUCUACUGCACACGCGUACCCCUUUGUCGGAGUACAACCCGGAUAACUACUCCCUCCUGGUGUCUGCCACCAGGAAGAUGUUGACUAAAGAUUCUUUGCCUUACAGGAUUGCUGUUCCUGCUCAUCCCCCUCUGCUGUCAAACAAUGAAACACAGGAACCAGAAACCCUGAGAGAUGUGUCUUAAAUUUAACCCUUCUCCUCCUCUUUACACUCUAGCUUGAGGGGAUGAGCCGAAAUGUUACCUCUGACAGGCUAUGAUAAGUCUUCAGUGGAAGGGUCAGUGACUAGCUCUUCAUAACUCAUCUGGAGAGCUGGAUGCACUUUAGAGCAAUGGCUCCAACUCAGUCAGUUUUCAUCAAUAUUUCCAUCGGGUCUCUUUACAUUUUGUUACUAUGCAGUGGCGUCUUCACGCAUGGAUGCGGUCCACCGCUGUGGGACGAUGGCCUCCUUUUGCUGUAUUUUGUCAGCCUUUUCUGAGAUGUAGGAAUGUGUUGGUACAUUGCCAGUGCAGCUGCGGUCACACUGCUCAUGUCUGUGGUAGGCAUUCAAAGCAAACUGACACACUCCAGUGUUACCAGAGGAGCUCUCUGUCAUGUAAAACUCUUUGAUUGCAUUUCUCAGUAACACAGGAGUUCUUCAUUAAGUCUGUCUGCCUGACUCACCAGCAGAUAGCAGCGCUGAGUGGGCUACAGAUCACCAGAGCACGCAAUACUAUACUUGUGAAGCACAGCAGGGGGUGCUGAUGAUGCACUAAAAAAAUAUAAAUUAUAGUUUUGUUUUGUUUUUGUUUUUUUGUUGUUUUUUUUUUUUUAAGGCUUUUUGUUUCCUGUGCAACUAACAAGCUUCAUUUGUCCUUUUUCUGAUGUUAGGAUGUGAUCAGUGUGGAUAAACACAACCAUUUCUUUACCAUUACGUUUUUCUGUCUUCAUGCUCCCUCUAUAAACCACAUCUAUUACCAACUAUUGCAUUUAAAAACUGUCUUGUUGUUUUCUACUUAAACUGGAAGUGGCUAAAUUUCAAGAUGCACUAACCACAGCAGCUGCUGAGCAAAAAGUGUGUCUGUGUCUGGAAUGCUUCAGCUAAAACGCAACAACGUUGUGGAACCAGUAGACAUAUAUCUUUACAUUUUUCUUUUCUUUUUAAAAAACUUUUGUUUAAUGUUCUUUUAUGUUUACUAGUGCGGAUGUUUUACGUGUUUAAAGCCUUUAGUUUUAACUGUGAAAUGAGAUCAUGUCUUCAGCCGUCAGUGUCGUUGUGUGAUAGUUUACUGUUUGAAUACAUAACUUUACCUUCAGUGAGGAAACAAAGGUGCUUGUGUUGGAACUACAGUUGGUGAUGUAUGCUUUUAAAACCUAAUGUUUUAUUGUUUCAUUGUAAAGUAAAAUGUACAAAAGCUGAGUGUUAACUUUUUAAGGAAAAUAAUCUAAAUCUUUCUUUUCCCCACUUCUCUGUAAACCAAACUCAAAUCGACAUUUGUUUUAAAAAUGUUCAGUGAUGGUGUUUCUCUCUCUGAACACUAGAUGGCCCUGUUCACUUUACAAAACAAAGAAAUGUACUGCUUGGAGUGAAAAUGUUCAGGUGUGCGUACUCAGAUUAUAGUUGUGUGACUUCAUUAUUCAACUAAACCCCCCCACCCCCCGUUUACAGUCCUGCCCAUAAAAAGGCACCUUUACUACUUUUUGUUUUUGUUUUAAAUGAGAUAAAAUGGAUGAAUUGAAACUCUGACU
Messenger RNA from Neolamprologus brichardi, 3460 nucleotides. The record is from RefSeq and is a predicted model, not a curated record. Lineage: Eukaryota; Metazoa; Chordata; Actinopteri; Cichliformes; Cichlidae.